This is a messenger RNA of Pipistrellus nathusii (Nathusius's pipistrelle), 1911 nucleotides long. The record is from the annotation of a GenBank genome assembly. Lineage: Eukaryota; Metazoa; Chordata; Mammalia; Chiroptera; Vespertilionidae.
AUGGAUCCGGGCAGUGGUGGUGGCGGCGUCGGCGGUGGCGGGAGCAGCAGCAGCGGCAGCAGCAGCUGCGACUCGGCGCCCGACUGCUGGGACCAGGCGGACAUGGAAGCCCCGGUGCCCGGCUCAUGCGGUGGCUCUGGCGGCCCUUUGGCGGCGGCGGCGGCCGAGGCCCAGGGUGAACCCCUCAGUGCGGCCUUCAGCCGGCAACUCAACGUCAACGCCAAACCCUUCGUGCCCAAUGUCCACGCCGCCGAGUUCGUGCCGUCCUUCCUGCGGGGCCUACCCCAGCCGCCGCCACCCUCAGCCGGCGCCUCGGCCAACAACCACGGGACCGGCAGCGGCGCGGGAGGCUCUUCGGCACCUGUGGAACCUUCUCAAGAGGAACAGUUGUUGUGUGAAGGUUCAAAUUCAGCUGUUAGCAUGGAACUUUCAGAACCUGUUGUAGAAAAUGGAGAGACAGAAAUGUCCCCAGAAGAAUCAUGGGAGCACAAAGAAGAAAUAAAUGAAGCAGAGCCAGGGGGUGGAGAUGGAAAGCCCUCAGAAGAAAAUGCCCAAGAAAUGAUGGAGGAGGAAGAGGAAAUACCAAAACCUAAGUCUGUGGUUGCACCACCAGGUGCUCCUAAAAAAGAACAUGUAAAUGUGGUAUUCAUUGGGCAUGUAGAUGCUGGCAAGUCAACCAUUGGAGGACAAAUAAUGUAUUUGACUGGAAUGGUUGACAAAAGGACACUUGAGAAAUAUGAAAGAGAAGCUAAAGAGAAAAACAGAGAAACUUGGUACUUGUCUUGGGCCUUAGACACAAAUCAAGAAGAACGAGACAAGGGUAAAACAGUAGAAGUGGGUCGUGCCUAUUUUGAAACAGAAAAGAAGCAUUUCACGAUUCUGGAUGCCCCUGGCCAUAAGAGUUUUGUCCCAAAUAUGAUUGGUGGUGCUUCUCAAGCUGAUUUGGCUGUAUUGGUAAUCUCUGCCAGGAAAGGAGAGUUUGAAACUGGAUUUGAAAAAGGAGGACAGACGAGAGAACAUGCAAUGUUGGCAAAGACAGCAGGUGUAAAACACUUAAUUGUACUCAUUAAUAAGAUGGAUGAUCCAACAGUGAAUUGGAGCAAUGAGAGAUAUGAAGAAUGUAAGGAGAAACUAGUGCCAUUUUUGAAAAAAGUUGGCUUCAAUCCCAAAAAGGAUAUUCACUUUAUGCCCUGCUCAGGACUGACUGGAGCAAAUCUUAAAGAGCAAUCAGAUUUCUGUCCUUGGUACAUUGGAUUACCAUUUAUUCCAUAUCUGGAUAAUUUGCCAAACUUCAAUAGAUCAGUUGAUGGACCAAUCAGGCUGCCAAUUGUGGAUAAAUACAAGGAUAUGGGCACUGUGGUUCUGGGAAAGCUGGAAUCAGGAUCUAUUAGUAAAGGCCAGCAGCUUGUGAUGAUGCCAAACAAGCACAACGUGGAAGUUCUUGGAAUCCUUUCUGAUGAUGUAGAAACUGAUUCUGUGGCACCAGGUGAAAACCUUAAAAUCAGACUGAAAGGAAUUGAAGAAGAGGAGAUUCUUCCAGGAUUUAUACUUUGUGAUCCUAAUAAUCUUUGUCAUUCUGGACGCACAUUUGAUGCCCAGAUAGUGAUUAUAGAGCACAAAUCCAUCAUCUGCCCAGGUUAUAAUGCGGUGCUGCACAUUCAUACCUGUAUUGAGGAAGUUGAAAUAACAGCCUUAAUUUGCUUGGUAGAUAAAAAAUCAGGAGAAAAAAGUAAAACUCGACCCCGUUUUGUGAAACAAGAUCAAGUAUGCAUUGCACGUUUAAGGACAGCAGGAACCAUCUGCCUUGAGACCUUUAAAGACUUCCCUCAGAUGGGUCGAUUUACUUUGAGAGAUGAGGGUAAGACCAUUGCAAUUGGAAAAGUUCUGAAACUGGUUCCAGAGAAAGACUAA